Messenger RNA from Acipenser ruthenus (sterlet), 7134 nucleotides. Its product is annotated as ras-related protein Rab-39B-like. Gene Ontology annotation, cellular component: Golgi membrane. The transcript is spliced from 2 exons. Gene Ontology annotation, biological process: Rab protein signal transduction. Lineage: Eukaryota; Metazoa; Chordata; Actinopteri; Acipenseriformes; Acipenseridae. Gene Ontology annotation, molecular function: GTPase activity; GTP binding. The record is from RefSeq and is a predicted model, not a curated record. The coding region runs from base 217 to 855 and encodes 212 amino acids.
UGCACAUGCUAACAUCACAUGACAUACGGUCUCCUCCGUUUAGCAGCCCAUGUCAUCAGCAGCAACACAAAGCCACACAGCGGCGGAGAAGAACGCACGCAUCAGCGAGACUCAAUCCUGAUUAAAAAGUAGCCGGUUGUGCAAACGUAGUGAGCUCUUAUUUAUAAUUUGUACGAAAGAGACGCUUUGUUACUGUAGAUUUUUGUCAACCAUGCCAUGGAUAUUUUGUGGCAGUACCAGUUCCGGAUAAUAUUGCUAGGGGACUCGACGGUGGGCAAAUCUUCUCUGCUGAAGCGCUUUACAGACGGCGUGUACAGUGAUGUUGCUGAUCCUACUGUCGGAGUGGAUUUUUAUGCCCGGUCAUUGGAGAUCGAACCGGGGGUGAAAAUUAAGCUGCAGCUUUGGGAUACGGCUGGGCAAGAACGAUUCAGGUCCAUUACCACCUCUUAUUACCGAAACUCUGUGGGCGGGCUCCUGGUCUUUGACCUGACCAGUCGGAAAGCGUUUGAACAUGUGCGGGAGUGGCACAGGGAGGUGGCAGAGCACGUCAAGCCGCACCACAUGGUCUUCAUCCUGAUCGGGCACAAGAGCGACCUGGCCAGGGAGCGGCAGGUCCCACGGGAGGAGGCGGAGAAGCUGGCAGCCACGCUGGGGGUGCGCUACGUGGAGACGUCCGCCAAGAACAACAGCAACGUAGACCGAGCCUUUGAGAUGCUCACCCGAGACAUCUACCAGCUCAUGAAGGCCGGAGACAUCGUCACCCGUGACGGCUGGGACGGGGUCAAGAGCGGCCUCAACGCCAAAAUCCUGUACCCACCCGAGCCGGAGGCACAGGAGAGCAAGUGUCAAUGCUAACAAGCCUUAAUGUGAUUCCCCUCUCCAUAGGACCUGGGUCUCUGGGGAACCACCCUGCAUCAUCUUCACUGCUGAAGGCAAAGGCAAGCAGGUGGCGUCCCCUCUGCCUGCUUCCCAUCCUGCUGCUCAUACACCAAGCAUUCAUUGAUCUGCUCAACACCAGGGCCGAUUUCAGUUCUGAAGCACAGCGACUGGAAGCGAGGACAGGUGUGUUUGCUAAUGCCUGCUUUGCAGGAUGUUUUGUAGAGCUGUUGUUGGACAGAAACUGUGUCAACAAUGGCUGGAGAUGGAGUCUUGGCUGAACCUCAGUAUCAACAACUACUGGGCCAUUUCUACAGAGCGAAAGAGCAAAGGGUAUGAGUAUGUGUAUGGCCACCAGUUCAUUCCCUUUGUUUGACCAUCUUGAAAGGGCAACCAAUGUUAACAGGUGUUGUAGUAACAGCUCGCUCUAUACAGUAAUUUGUUAAUCAUUCACACAGACUGUAUCGUCUUGUAGAGAUACCAGCUUAACGUUUAUAUCACGUAGUGAAGUAUCACUCUAGAAAUCAUUUAACCUUCUGAUACUGGGUGUCAAGAUCGUUUGAACCCCGUGAGCGAGUUCACUGUCUGUCACAGCAGUGUCACGACUUUUAUCAUUUUUAUCUAAUUUGUUACUCAAAUUCUUAGGAGGUUUUCUGUCUCUCUAGUUUUCAACUUUAGUUGAUCCCUGCAGCCAGCAUCGCCGGCGUUGUGUGUGCUGAUGCACCAUGGAGGCUGCAAAUAAGCUGAUCCCUGGAGCCAGCAUUACAUUUCAGCCAUCAACAUUGGGGCCAAUAGGAAAUCCAUGUUACCUGGCACUUUCUUACUUCAAGGUGUGCAGAUAGUCUUGGUAGGUCCCCUCCACUAUCUCAUUUUAUCUUGAUGAAAGCCAAGUCCAAUAUUAGGAUGAAGUAAAUAACAGCUACUCUCAUGUAAUAAAAAAAGUACCAAUUUCCUAGUCUAGUAACAAAGUUUAAUAAACAUUAUGCUUUUAUACACAAGAAACAUGCAUAGAGAACAGCUAAAAACACAGCCUUGCAAUGCUGAGGGAUGGCAGUCCUCCAGAGUAGCUGAGACCUGUAGUGGGCAGUGUAGGGAAACUCUUUAUUGUAGCAGCCCACAAUGAAUUAGAACAAUAAAACUCACCUUAUAGAGGGUAUUUACAACUCUAUGGAAAAAGGGAAAGCUUUAAAAUGACGCACAUGUGUUUUUAUUUUUGUAAUGUAUUUUUAAUAUUUUUUAUCGCAGGACAAAAUUCUAACGAAUUUCCUGCUAAAGAAAGCUAGUUCUCAAAUAAGUCUUGCGCCUAUGCAUACGUGAACCAAUCUUUCUGUUUAAUGUGUACCAUAUUAAUCCUUUGCACAUGGCUAACUUUCAUUAAAGUUUACAAAUUAAUUUAUAACAAGUUUUAAACCUGCGAAGUUUGCAGUACUGCAACAAAUUAUGGUUGUUACAUUCUUCAAUUUAAAUAAUCGAUAACUUCCUAUAGAUGUUUAUACUAAAACAUAUUACAGGGUCUUCAUUUCUUAAGAUCCAAGAUUAAGUUUACAGUGAUAUAAAUGACAAAUAUUACAAUACAGAAUAGAUAGAAAGAAUAGAAAAACUGUCUAGUUUUAAAAAUACGCACACACCCAAAUCUUCUGUCCUCCCACACCUCUGUAAAUAAACCACUGCAUUCUUCCUCUGUUUGGAAAGCACCUUCAAUACAGAGUAGUGUCUCAAAGCCCCUUCACAAUUACUGAGCAACCACUGACGGAGACAGCCCCCCCUGGAGGGGGGAAGACCACAUAUCAUAUUGCACCAGCAUCGCAUUGUAGACCAGCAUCCAUCUUUCUCCGAGAUAUCAGUGGUGAUUUUUUGGCAUGUGGAUAAGAUGCAAUUCUGCCAGGAAACUUCUGGGAUCUUUUAAGUUCUCGCUGGGAACAGGAAGCAGACAGGACUUUGCAGAGCCUAGAGUUCAUUUGAAGUCUCCGAUUUAACUACUGACCGACUUCUGAUAUCUUAUCCCUUGUUUCCCGUUUUUGCAGUGAUCAAUCUAAACUAGCCAAUCCCAGCUGAGUCCGUGGCCAUAUUCAGUCUGUCACAAUUAUACACAAGUAUCAUUUAUUUAAAAAAAUGUUUAAGCUUGUAUUUAACAGCUGUAUUCCUUUGAUCAAGCAUCUGAUUUGCAACAUGGUGUAAUUUGAAGCAGCGUGAUUUGGCUGGUAAUUUUGUCAUUAAAUUUGAAUGAAUGCAAGGAAGAUUCCAAAAUGAGAUCCGGUAAAAAAAAUAUAUAUAUAUGCAGAAGCAUUGAAUAUGAAAAAGUUGUUCAAGGCUAGAUCUCUCAACACUUGUUGAAUAAUUCAUAAGCACUCAUUCAGCAUAGCGUGAAUAUUCUCUUCACCCCAGACGAUGAAGUAAAAAAUAAAAAGCACUACAAUGUGUUAGGAGUCGUCCCAGUUCAGUCCCCACUGAUAUCGAUCAGCUGCCGAUGGAAAUGAACAGGACAGAUUUCAAAUCUCUUUUAACUAGACCCCAAUGGCAGGUGGCAGCCAGCCCUAACAGGGUCAGGUGGUUAUGCUGAGCUUUUAGACCAGAGGCCAUUAUCUUUAAAGGCUAUUGAAACGCUGGUCUGAGACUAACCCAGUCUCAGAUGGACUCCAGCCUUUUUCCUUUCUAACUACACUCUUCAUGUUUUGUUCAUCUACACCAUGGUUUCCAAUCUCGGUCCUGGAGGGCCAUUCUACUCCAGCUUUAACAGGUAGAAUAAUAUAAUGACCUACUUCAGGAUCUGGAUGGAGGUUAAAUUGGUUGAAUACAACAGUUUUGAACAUGGUUGGCCACUCCUGAUCCACACUCUUUCCACAGCAGCGGCUCUUCACACUGAAACCUGCUGGCACUACAUGUCAGAUAUUUUAACAAUGGAUUUUAUUGGGAACAGUCUUUAAAAUCAUAUUGGACACUGUGCCUGGUCUUGGACUUGAAUCCUCAGGUCUUGUGCUAAAUUCUUCUGACUUGGACUUCAUCAGAACGUUCUUCGAUCAUCAGGACCUGGUGUAUGGGUUGGCGUCUCUUCACUGAGACUUUACUGUAUUUGUGAAUCUGAACUCUUCUUGUUGAUAUCUUAACAUUUGUGCACUGUCAUGGACGUUCAGAGCAGUUCUUCCUCAGUGAGUAUAACUGGCACACAGCACGCACUCAUUUUGAAUCUAGUUCACUUUGAAGUGUACUGUACAGCACGGUCCCAGUGGCCUGAACCAUUGAGCUCUGACACUGCACACGUGUGACACGCGUAGCACAGGUGAAUCAUGUUUGAGUCGUGUUUUGUCGCAUUAUUCCGUGAUUGAGCAAUGUAUGUCAUGUUAGCUUUCUGGGGGAUAAAAUUUGUUUAUUCGUGUCCCUCUCACACAUAUAGAGAAAAUAAAGGAGAACCGACACUAGCAGUUGGACAGGGAAUACAGAACUAUUCUUGACAAAAUUUGAAUUUGCUUUAUUAUAUUUAUUGUUUUACCUUGAGUCAUAACAUCCAGUUUUUAACAUUUUCCCAAUAGACUUGAAUGUCAGUCUGUAUAGUUAAAGGGAAGGCUAGGUGGUGCAGUGGGAUAGUCUUUCAUCUCUGGAGGACUGAGUUUGAAUCUGGCAAAAUUAACUUGGUGUCCUCAGCAAUGGUCCACAAAACCUUUCGACUGUUGACAAAUUAGCAAUCCCUAAUGCAGAUCUCUCUGUUACAAGCACCCAAGAGGCAUUGUGAAGUGGUCUAAAUGAGGAGCUGGACCACUGUUCCAAACAGCAGCUCUGACCAGCCUAACCCCAGUCUGGAGUUUAACUGGGAACUAACUUAAAGAAACCAGCAUGGCAUCACUGUAUGUGUUUGGUCUGUUGUGUAUAAAGCAGUCUUGACUAAUGUGAGACUUGCUUGCUGGUAUCAAUUCAAGCUAAUUUAUUCUGUGGGUGUUGCUUUAAUUGGUUGUGAACCAAUCACAGUGGCUGUAUGAUUCAUCAGUAAUGUCAAGUAGAACAGAGAGGCCUCACCCAGUUAGAAAUGCAACUUGGUGAACCCUACACUGUUGGGAAACAAAAACUAGGUCAAGCAGACAAACCAUUCUGGGGAAUUCCACCCUCAGUGUUACAACCUUGGUAUCUUCUUGACUUGGGAGUUGAUUUUAUCAAUUUAUACCCAGCUGGGAUAUACCACCCUGUAUUUUAUUUUAGCCUUUUCCCUCACCAGGAAUCUGUGGUUAAUGCAAUCCAGAGGCUAUCACUGUUGCUGUGAAAUGCUCUAUGAAAAUCCAGCCGUGGUUUAUCUGGCGGGGGAAAGCGUGAUCAAAUCGACCUCUUAGUUUCAGAUAUAGCUGUUUUAAAAAUUUAUCAUGGUCAUUUUUUAAUUUAAGAGCGUGGAGGCUGGGUGCAAACCGAUAACCAUGCACAACACAAGCAAGUGUCUUAACCACUAUGCAAAAAAGCCUUGCUUGUAUGCAUGUGUGUUAUAGAAAUUUGAACCUCCUCUCACAGACAGGGUCAGAAUCUGUAGCGGCAGUGCAUCACUUUUCAGUACCAUGCUUAACAUUGCUUUCACUAAGCCACGAUUCCCCUAUGCUUUGCUACACUUUGCUAUGCUAUUACCAUGAGACAUAAGGGAGUUUUACAGUAGAAUAUAUGAGCUUUUUAUCAGUGCUAGGCUAGAGUGACACUGACCAUGUGAAAAAUCAAUAUAGCCUAGUUGUGUCAGAAGCUAAAGUUCAAGUAUGUGCAUUUAAUGAUAAAAAAAUGAAGAUUUUAAGGAAGGAAAUUAAGGGAUUUUGUAAUUGUACUAAAAAAACCCCACUUUCUAUAGUUUGAGGUGACCUUUUUCUAUUCUAUUUGAAUGAACGAUCUCAGCGGUGUCAGAUUUCAGUAUCGUUCCCUUUAGCUACUGUAACCCCGCUGGUGUUUUCCCUCAGGCUUGAUACAGUGUAUUGACAACCUUAUUAACUUCAUUGAACACAUUGGAAAGAGGCUGGAGACACAGCAGGGAGUGAAAAGGCUGCAGAACUUGGAUCGUUAAGAUUAAGAUUGGUUUUGUGUGGGUGAUGGAGAGCAGUCAUUUGUGCUUAAAUGUUGCAUGACAAUCGGAGCUACUCAAAGAGAACCCCCCGAAGUGCUGUCUCAGUGGAGACAAGAUAAAAAAAGACUUUUGUAAUGUCACAGUGAGUCUGGGUGGCUUUUGGAUUCUAAACAUAUGUUACAUUUGCAUGGUCAUUUUGCAGGUUUCCCAUGCAUUUACCAGAGUUGAUCAUGGUUUUCCAUUUAAAUAUGCUGUACCAUACCUGUCUGGGCUUUACAGUGUUACACUAUGCUUUAUUGCGCUUUGCUGUGCUUUUACUGUGGUAAACGUUUUAGGAGGGACGUGCACAUGCGACACAGAAAGACUAGGAAGAAAACGCCACUCAGAAAACACAAAUAAAUAAAUGCAUGUCAGCUGUGAUCACAUUGGUUUUAAUAUCUGGCUUUCAUAAGAAAAAGAGACAAUUUGGAAAAUAACCAAUAAUAAAAAGGAAAGAAAUUAUCUUAAAGUACGGGUUUGUAGACAUGUGUGGCUAUCGAGGGUUUACUACAACAAUAAAGGCACUGUUAACUUGUUUAUAAUGGCAAUAAAACCCAGAUUCUCGGGCAUGACCUUGGUAGUUGACCUUGUCUAGACAGUACCUUCCUGACAAGGUCAACUAUACAACGAUGAUUCCCUCUUAAUAAGGUUCUGUUGCUUAAAUACUUCAUUAGAAGUAAUACAAUAAUACAUAGUAAGAAAAUGGAACCUGAAGCUGAAUGACCUUUCUAUCCUAGCCUCAUCACCGUGCAUUUCAUGGCAUAUUGAAUAUUGCAGUGUGCCUGUUAGGGUUUACAGCACAAGUGCUUCAAAAUACACCUUACAGGUAUGGGUUUGCUAGUAGGAUAAACACAAUGGUUCUGCGUGAGUUACACACAAAUAAACAACUCUGCAUGAUAAUAAUACAAGGCCCCACAGCAGAUGAACCGUCCAAAUGUGGGUUUUACAAGGGACAAAAUAUUCAAAACACUCGCCAGUGUCGGGGGCUUUCUGCAUUAGUGAUGGUUGAGAGAGAGAAACGCUCUUUUCAGACAGUGCUUUAAGAAGGGACGGGGAUACACAUAUUAAUAAAAAGGUGGAUUCGUUUUUACUUGUUUUUUAAGCAGAUGUUUUUUGUAUGAUGUGAUGCUAUGUUGUCUUUGUAACCAUUGAGACGGUUGUGAUAUGUGGUGUGAGAAAAUAAAUCUUAUUUCAUGAAA